This is a messenger RNA of Callithrix jacchus (white-tufted-ear marmoset), 4029 nucleotides long. RefSeq names its product T-box transcription factor 15 (gene TBX15). Gene Ontology annotation, biological process: regulation of transcription by RNA polymerase II; positive regulation of DNA-templated transcription; cell fate specification. The record is from RefSeq and is a predicted model, not a curated record. Gene Ontology annotation, cellular component: nucleus; chromatin. Gene Ontology annotation, molecular function: RNA polymerase II cis-regulatory region sequence-specific DNA binding; DNA-binding transcription factor activity, RNA polymerase II-specific. Lineage: Eukaryota; Metazoa; Chordata; Mammalia; Primates; Cebidae.
CCCCCCUCCCUCUCCCUCACCCCUCGGACGGGAGCGCACCGCCUGCCCCCUGUUCCUCGGGAAGGGAGGAAUUUAGCGGAAAAAAAAGUUUCCCAGAAGUUUGGAUCAGAGGGAGGUCGGGAAGGCAGAGAGGAAGAGAAAGAGGGAGGAGAGAAAGGGAGAGGGAGGGGGGAGAGAGAGAGAGAGGGAGAGAAUAAUAAUAAUAACAAAAAGCAAGAUGAAGUUCAGUGGGCACAGCCUGUGAGCGCCUGCCCCGGUGGGUGGGAAGCAGGACUCAGGCGCUCAUGCAGCAAGCCGGCGGCUCUCGGGGCGCUAGUUCCUAGCAGCUGGGCCAGCGUAGGGGCGCAGGUCCGAUCCGGCAGCGGAGGGCGGAGGAGGACGCAGGGGGAGUGUGCAGAGGACCAGCAAGCCGCCGCCUCCUCCUCAGCUUCGGCCGCCGCGCCGCCGCGUCUCCCGGGCCCGGCCCGGUGGGCGCUCCGAGCUUGAGGGCGCGCGCUGCUCCCUCGGUAGCGGGGGCGAGCGGAGGCCGGGGUGUGGGCGGCUAAAAUGAGUGAAAGGAGAAGAUCUGCAGUCGCCCUGAGCUCGCGAGCACAUGCUUUCUCCGUUGAAGCCCUGAUCGGCUCAAAUAAAAAGCGGAAACUGCGAGACUGGGAGGAGAAGGGGCUGGACCUGUCCAUGGAGGCGCUGAGCCCCGCGGGCCCACUCGGAGACACGGAGGACGCGGCGGCACACGGCCUGGAGCCCCACCCGGAUUCCGAGCAGAGCACUGGUUCAGACUCUGAGGUGCUCACCGAGCGGACUUCCUGCUCUUUCAGCACUCACCCUGACCUGGCCGCUGGCACUGCAGGCCCUGUGCCUGCCGCCAUGUCUUCCAUGGAGGAGAUUCAAGUAGAGCUUCAAUGUGCUGACCUCUGGAAGCGGUUCCAUGAUAUUGGAACUGAAAUGAUUAUCACCAAGGCAGGCAGGAGGAUGUUUCCUGCCAUGAGAGUGAAAAUCACUGGCCUAGAUCCCCAUCAGCAGUACUACAUAGCAAUGGACAUUGUGCCUGUGGACAAUAAAAGAUACAGAUAUGUGUAUCACAGCUCCAAGUGGAUGGUGGCUGGCAAUGCUGAUUCCCCUGUGCCCCCAAGAGUUUAUAUACACCCUGAUUCUCUAGCUUCUGGAGACACCUGGAUGAGACAGGUGGUCAGCUUCGACAAACUCAAGCUCACCAACAAUGAAUUGGAUGAUCAAGGACAUAUCAUUCUGCACUCUAUGCACAAAUACCAGCCUCGAGUUCACGUGAUUCGCAAAGACUUCAGCAGCGACCUUUCACCCACUAAGCCUGUUCCUGUUGGGGAUGGGGUGAAAACGUUCAACUUUCCUGAGACUGUGUUCACCACAGUGACAGCCUAUCAGAACCAGCAGAUUACCAGAUUAAAAAUUGACCGAAACCCUUUUGCUAAAGGAUUCAGAGAUUCUGGGAGAAACAGAACUGGACUUGAAGCCAUCAUGGAGACCUACGCGUUCUGGAGACCUCCUGUGCGCACACUCACCUUCGAAGACUUCACCACCAUGCAGAAGCAGCAAGGAGGCAGCACAGGCACUUCCCCAACCACCUCCAGCACUGGGACACCAUCCCCUUCGGCUUCUUCUCAUCUUUUAUCUCCAUCCUGUUCUCCUCCAACUUUUCAUCUGGCCCCCAAUACUUUCAACGUGGGCUGCCGAGAGAGCCAGCUGUGUAAUCUAAACCUCUCUGAUUAUCCACCAUGUGCCCGAAGCAACAUGGCUGCCUUGCAGAGCUACCCAGGGCUGAGUGACAGUGGCUACAACAGGCUCCAGAGUGGCACCUCUUCAGCCACUCAGCCCUCUGAAACCUUCAUGCCUCAGAGGACUCCAUCCCUCAUCUCAGGAAUACCAACUCCUCCCUCGUUGCCUGGCAACAGCAAGAUGGAAGCCUACGGUGGCCAGCUGGGGUCGUUCCCCACUUCCCAGUUUCAGUAUGUCAUGCAGGCAGGUAAUGCCGCCUCCAGCUCCUCAUCACCACACAUGUUCGGGGGCAGUCACAUGCAGCAGAGCUCCUACAAUGCCUUCUCCCUUCACAACCCUUACAACCUGUAUGGAUACAAUUUCCCCACCUCCCCUAGGCUAGCUGCAAGCCCAGAAAAACUGAGCGCCUCUCAAAGCACUUUACUCUGUUCUUCUCCUUCCAACGGGGCCUUUGGAGAGAGACAGUACCUGCCCUCGGGGAUGGAGCACAGCAUGCACAUGAUUAGUCCUUCACCCAAUAACCAACAGGCAACCAACGCUUGUGAUGGCCGGCAGUACGGGGCAGUUCCAGGCUCCUCCUCCCAGAUGUCCGUGCACAUGGUUUAAAGGCCAGUCCAAACACCACGGAGCAUAUGACAAUCAAGGCCCCAGAGUCUCCGUGGGCAGAUCCUCCUCUUUGGGAGUCCAGUGCCUUUGGAAAACAGGAACUGUGUAUUUUUUUUUUUUUCUGGAGAAAAACAUAUACCCAAGAACAGGAGACACCUUUAAGCCGCUGAAGGAUACUUGCGGUAGAAUCAUCCACAACUCAGUGGCCAUUCUCCUGCCUUCCCAGACCUUAGUUUUAUAAAGCAUUGUCUGUUCCAGAGUGGCCUUUGAAGAGACUGAUAAUCACUUCGUCAUAAUGUUAAGGGAGAUGCUAGUGUGUUGCAGCCAUGAAAAGUUACACACCCACAUACAGACAGACCUACCUAUGCAUACAUGCACACACACAUAUAUUCAUACACAAUUCACACACACGCAAACAUACAUGCACACUGACUCUGAACUGGGCAGACUCUGUGGAGGGAGGUCCAGAAUGGGUGCUUUCACCAAGAAUUUGUCUAUGUACAACCCUAGAUGGAGUGGGUCGGCAGUAGCUGCCAGCCAUUCUGUCCUGCAGCUUCCUCGGCUUCUGGAAUGAACCGUGUAUGUUGGAGACCCUCCCCGUGGAUGAGAGCAGAAGGAGAUCAGUACAACAGCUGGACUUGGCUUCUGGAAAAAGAUUGCUUUUGAGCUUUGGCUCUCUUCACUUGUAUGCUGUCACUGACAUUCCCAGUGGCGCCUGUGGAAAGAGGGAGUAAGAGCAGCUGAAUACAAGAAAGACAAACAGAAAGAAGAGAGAGCAAGUGAAAGGUGGAGAGCAAGACUGAGAGAGAAAGUGUGAGCAACGAUGAGAGUUUUAAUUCACCAAGGAGAUGUGUCUUUGGUUUGUCCUCCCAAACCCCACCCACCCCACUACAGGUUAUAGGAAGAAUCAUGGCGUUACUGAGGAGUCAACUUCUCUGGAACACUGAGCAUGGUCGGGGCAUUGGUGAGAGGGAUAGAGCAAGGGAUGCGUUCUGAUCCCACCGCUCUGACCACUGUGAUCCGGAGGAGAGGUGCACCAUGUGGGAAGUGCUGAUUCCACAGCUUGCAGCCUGGCAGGGGAAGGGAAAUAGGAGGGUGUGAAGAUGGAAGAGUUUUAUAAUCUCGGAAGAUGAUACCAAGAGCAGAGGCAACAAAUAGAGGCCUGGCCUCCACGUGCCGGAUCCAAACACCUGACCUAGCAUGCCUGCCCGCUAGCCCCUGUGGCAGGAAAAGUCCCCUCAUGUCCCAGGGAAUUGCAGAUGCGUCUUCUAUACCCUUCUACCUGUCCUUAGAUCUCCAUUUUUAUCAAAUAGUUCAUUGCAUUUUGAAGUUUUGGGUUUUUUCCUUCAUUUUUCCCUUUCCCUUCAAAUCUCGUAAUGAUAAGAAAACAAGUGAAGCUUAGUGCAAGCUAAAAGUUUAAAAUGGUGUGGAAAUGCAAAUAAUACCAAGUAAAAUAAUACAGAUAUUAUUAAGAUUUUUGGUUUUGAGGUGUUGUAGAUAUAUGUAUUUAUGUGCCUAGUGGGGAAUCCAAUAUGAUGAAUAUGAAAAAGGGGGCAAUAAAAGGGUAUGUAAAAUAUGUAUGAAGAAAAGGUGUAUAGAAAUUUGCCCUUAUGCACGGAACUGUUUCUAAGUGCCAAGCACAGAAAGCCUCUAAAUAAAAUCUUUGCAACCGUU